Molecule: messenger RNA, 604 nt
Organism: Macrosteles quadrilineatus (aster leafhopper)
Lineage: Eukaryota; Metazoa; Arthropoda; Insecta; Hemiptera; Cicadellidae
Product: E3 ubiquitin-protein ligase RNF180-like
Exons: 2
Coding region: 92-499 (135 amino acids)
Biological process (GO): norepinephrine metabolic process; positive regulation of proteasomal ubiquitin-dependent protein catabolic process; serotonin metabolic process
Cellular component (GO): endoplasmic reticulum membrane
Molecular function (GO): ubiquitin protein ligase activity; ubiquitin conjugating enzyme binding
Source: RefSeq, a predicted model, not a curated record
UUAGGUUAUGUUGAUCAUUUAACAGAUCAACACUCAACAACAGAGAUCCGAUUUGGCGAUUUCUGAUUAUUUAAUUAUUUUAAUACUUAAAAUGAACGUAAUUUUUAAAUGCAGAAAAUGUAGAACACCUUUAAUAGACUAUCCUAGCUACAGUCUUGUUAAUGCUCAUGGGCAUUUAAUUCAGUUAGCAUUAAAUAAUAAUUCACCAAAAAUAGAUUUUAUAGAUACAACUGAGCAAAGUGGAAAUUGCGAAGACUCACGCAACCAGUGUUCGUCCUUAAAGCAAGAUGUGUUUUACAUUGAUGAUGUCAAUGUCCCUGAAUGGAUCACUUUAUGUAUUGAUGAGGGGGAUUGGACCAAAGGAAAGCUGAAGUGCCCCCAGUGUACAGCAAGAGUGGGCUCUUUUGACUUUGUAUCAGGAUUCCAUUGUCAAUGCCAGUUAUCAGUGGUUCCCUCCAUUCACUUGGUUAAGAGUAAAGUGGACUAUAGAAUUUCUUAAUGUUCUCAGGCAGACACUAUAACUCUUUUGUAAAUAGCAUACAAUACGAAAUUUGUACAUACUUGUUUGUAAAUAUACACAACUACUGAAUUAUUCGUGUUCUAA